GAUAUUCACAUAGUUCGUACUACGAAGUAGUAUUGGUGCUGUCGCAAGACAAACGACCGAUAUUUCUUAAAAAGCCGUGCACGUGACAACAAUCUACCGAGGAACCGGGCGGAAUUUUUGGCGUGUGGGGAAAGAAAGCUUAAGCCGAACCUGGUCGGGUCCUUCAUCAAUGUUUUGAAAUUCCUCCACCACAUCGACGAACUCUUCAGUACCUCUACCACCAACAUGUCCGCCUUAAGAAUUUUGGUACCCGUGAAAAGGGUUAUUGACUAUGCCGUUCGUAACACCUUCAAUUUCAAAACCAACUUCAAUCCCUUGAUCCUUCUAUGCGCAGGAAAAGAGUACAAACUAAUCCGAACACCACAGGUCAAACCCCGCGUCAACAAAGCCCAGACGGCCGUUGAGACCAAUGGUGUCAAACACAGCAUGAACCCAUUCGACGAGCUCUCAAUUGAAGAAUCGGUACGAAUCCGCGAGAAGAAAACUGCACCAGGUGGCGUGGAAGAAAUCGUUGCAUUUUCCGCCGGACCAACAAAAUCGCAAGAUAUUUUGCGCACAGCCAUGGCUAUGGGCGCCGACCGCAGUUUACUAGUUGAGAUAAAGGACGGAGAAGAACUGGAACCACUCGGAGUGGCGAAGCUUUUACAAAAGGUUGUGGAGAAGGAGAAGAGCAAUUUGGUGUUUUUGGGGAAACAGAGUAUUGAUGACGAUGCGGGGCAGACGGGACAGAUGUUAGCGGGGUUGUUAGGAUGGAGUCAGGCGACACAGGCGAGUAAGGUGGAGUUUAAGGAUGGAGAUAUAGUGGAGGUCACGAAGGAGGUGGAUGGGGGGACGGAUGUUGUGAGGGCCAAAUUGCCCAUGGUUAUUACGACUGAUUUGAGAUUGAAUGAACCGAGAUAUGCGAGCUUGCAGAGUAUCAUGAAAGCAAAGAAGAAGAAGUUAGAGAAAUCUACUUUAGGUGAUUGGGGCGUGGAUGGUACUAGAAGGUUAAAGACUUUGAAGGUUAUUGGUAGGUUGACGUCUCCUAUACUGGGAAUUUUGGCCCAUUCAUGGAGGAUAUACCGAAUAAUUACUGACCAAAUGAACAUAGAACCACCGCCAAGACAAGGAGGCGGUAAAGUCGACGAUGUAGAUGGAAUGAUCUCCAAACUGAAGGAAUUGGGCGCAAUAUAAAUGGAUACCAAACGGCCAUAAACGAAGGUUGUAUAUAUGUACGAAUUAGAGGAUAAGACAAGGAACAACAUUAAGUUUUGGACGCGAGUGAAAAAUGCGGAUGAUUCAUCAUGCCUACAUCGCUUUCCAAUAGAUAUAUGGUGAGAAAUAGAUCCGUGGUCUAAAUCUGGUUGAUUCUUGAGAGAGCUCCGCAUUAGCAAUACACUUUAAUCUGGUCUCCUCAAA
Messenger RNA from Sclerotinia trifoliorum, 1398 nucleotides. Lineage: Eukaryota; Fungi; Ascomycota; Leotiomycetes; Helotiales; Sclerotiniaceae. The record is from the annotation of a GenBank genome assembly.